GGCAGCUCAUAGGAGGCAUUUUGAUAAAACUAAGCUCUCCUCUUAGAAAGAAGCCCAGUUGUAAAGCAGGCUCUGUGCUGUGCACAUCUACCCACCAAAGGCACCUUCUCUCUCUUUCUCUUUUCUCAUUCUUUUUUUUUGGCCAGAUAUCCAGAGCCUUUUCAAUGUAUAAAAUGGAAUAUUCUUACCUCAAUUCUUCUGCCUACGAGUCGUGUAUGGCUGGUAUGGACACGUCAAGCCUUGCUUCAGCUUAUGCUGACUUCAGUUCUUGCAGCCAGGCGAGUGGAUUCCAAUAUAAUCCUAUAAGGACCACAUUCGGGGCCAGCUCGGGAUGUCCAUCUCUAACUCCAGGAUCCUGCAGCCUUGGAACUCUUAGGGACCAUCAGAGCAGUCCAUACGCGGCAGUCCCAUACAAACUGUUCACGGAUCACGGCGGCUUGAACGAGAAGAGGAAGCAGAGGCGGAUACGGACCACUUUCACCAGCGCGCAGUUGAAGGAACUGGAGCGAGUGUUUGCAGAGACCCACUACCCGGACAUUUACACACGAGAAGAACUGGCUCUGAAGAUAGAUCUCACCGAGGCCAGAGUGCAGGUUUGGUUUCAGAACCGGCGGGCUAAAUUCCGCAAGCAGGAGAGAGCGGCGGCGGCGGCGGCUGCGGCGGCCAAGAGCAGCGGCUCAUCCAAGAAAUCCGACCUGCGCUCCGAGGACGACAACAAGGACUCGAAACCGGCCGAUCCCGACAGCACAGGUCCAGGCAGCUGCGUGCCGGCGCCGGGCAACGGCGGCGGUGUGUCUGGCAACGGGGGAGGAGGAGGAGGAGGGGGUGGCGGAGGGGGAGGAGGUGGCGUUGGGAGUGCCGACUCCGCCAAGGCGGCCACAGCAGCGGCUGCAGCGGCGGCGGCGGCGGCUGCGGCGGCUGCAGGAGUAGCGGGUACCGGCUGGGCAACGGGCCCGGGCGGAGUGAGCGCAGUGCCCGACUCAAUAGGAGGUCCUUUCGCCAGUGUGCUCUCCUCCCUGCAGAGACCCAACGGAACCAAAGCCACUUUAGUAAAGAGCAGCAUGUUCUGAAUCCUUUUUCCUCUUCUUCCAACACUGGGAUUAAAAAAGAAAUAUAAAAAAACCGAAAAAUAAAAUUUUGUGUGUCUUUCUACAGCGGUGUUCUGUGACUAAACUGUAAAAGUGUUAUUCUCAGUAUAAAUUGUCUUCUCUAGUUGAUCUUAAAAGACUUUCCCCCCUUGUAGUCCAUAUGGAAUGUGUUUAUGGAGAAUACAAAAUUAAACAGAUCAUCACGGGUUGAGUUAUUUUGUUUAGGUAAAAGGUGGCUCAUAUAAUAAUAAUGGUAUAUAUUUUUGUUAAAUGCAUGUUGUCGUUUUUGUUUUCUCCGUCCCGUUCGAAAUUAUGGUGAGCAUAACCCUCAUAAAUUAUGUUCAGGAGUUCAAAAUUAUUUAUAUGUGGUAUAAUGGAUGCUUAUAUUUAAAUAAGGGAAAUAUUUCUACGUGUGCAUAUAGUUUUCCAAAAGUGUACCAUUAACUUGAUUGUUGAUAAUAAAAUGCAAAGCAAAGGUUGGAAUAUGGUUCUGUUUUUUGUUAUUAAAGUUGUGGCGAUAUAACUUAGGAGUUGAGGGAUAAAAUUAACCUAAAACAGGGUGUGUUGUCAGCUUCAGGCUUACAGGGGAAUGUCAAUGUGAAUUUCUUAAAUAUUGUUUGCCGACAUAGAGUUGAACAUUAUUCUAAUAUAUACUAACAUCUGUUUCGUCUUGUGUGAAGGAGCU
Molecule: messenger RNA, 1773 nt
Organism: Carcharodon carcharias (great white shark)
Lineage: Eukaryota; Metazoa; Chordata; Chondrichthyes; Lamniformes; Lamnidae
Gene: phox2bb
Product: paired like homeobox 2Bb
Exons: 3
Coding region: 165-1070 (301 amino acids)
Biological process (GO): regulation of transcription by RNA polymerase II
Molecular function (GO): RNA polymerase II transcription regulatory region sequence-specific DNA binding; DNA-binding transcription factor activity, RNA polymerase II-specific
Source: RefSeq, a predicted model, not a curated record